This is a messenger RNA of Radiomyces spectabilis, 2645 nucleotides long. RefSeq names its product origin recognition complex subunit 3 N-terminus-domain-containing protein. The record is from RefSeq and is a predicted model, not a curated record. Gene Ontology annotation, cellular component: nuclear origin of replication recognition complex; nuclear pre-replicative complex; DNA replication preinitiation complex. Lineage: Eukaryota; Fungi; Mucoromycota; Mucoromycetes; Mucorales; Radiomycetaceae. Gene Ontology annotation, molecular function: DNA replication origin binding. Bases 312 to 2423 code for a protein of 703 amino acids. The transcript is spliced from 10 exons. Gene Ontology annotation, biological process: DNA replication initiation; DNA replication.
ACGGAAGCGACCAAUUUCGAAAAGUAAGUUGGUGUUCCAUUGGCCCAAGAUGAUCUAGCUUCUUAACUUAUUUCUUGCAGAUAUUCGAAUCACCCGACGCGCUACCGACUCCAAUGCCAUCGAACAUAAUGGCUUUCAGCAGUUAUUUGAUCGAGAAGAAUCGGUGGACGGCAUGUUAACCCGCAAACGCGCUUUUGAAUCCACAUGGCAGCAAACAAGCACGCUCAUCGAUGUACGAUCUUCUUUCCUUAAAAGUCACGCUAUAUUUGACUUAUGCCUGCUUUACUUUGGAUUAGACCAUCUUACUCGACAUGAACCGUGUCGCCUUGGAAGAAAUUAGUCAGUUUGUCGACCGUGCCCAGGAUCAGUUCAACGGCAUGAGCGGAUAUCUUGCAUUACCGUACCACGAAAUUCCUACCGGCCUUGUAUUUGCAGGCAUCAAUACCCCAGAUCACGACACCCAAUUCCAGCAGAUUGCGAGCCAUUUGCGAGAGCCUACUUCGCCAUUGAACAAGCGUAAAAGGGCCAAUUAUGUUUCUCUACUACACUCGAAAGACUGUUCAAACGUGAAAUCGAUGAUGAAACAUAUGAUCGCACAGUUUGUGGACAGCAACUUGCUAACAACCAACGAUGGAGACGACGCAGAUCAAGACCGGGAAGAGGAGGAGGAGGAGGAGGAGGAGGAUCCGCAAUCUCGAUCGAGCGAUGUUUUGGAGACACCUCGUCCAGUGUAUCGAUUACAGACUUCAGGACGCAAACCGACACGAUUGCCUAAUUAUGAUAUGCAAAUUCUGGAAGGAUGGUAUAAACAUAUCACCAAACAUCAUCAUGAUCAAGGGUCGCUUCCCAACCUUGCCAUUAUCCUUCAGGAUUUUGAGUCUUUUGAACCUUUGGUGCUUCAAGAUUUUAUUGCCAUUUGCAGUGAAUAUCGAUUGCGCCUUCCUAUAUGUUUUGUUAUUGGCGUGGCAACAUCCAUGGAGACAUUUCAACAAUCACUGACCAAGUUUACUUUGAGUCAAUUACGAAUCGAGAAGUUUUGGCUUCAACAAAGCGAUGUAUGGUUCAAUCGCAUAUUGGAAAAGAUUUUUCUCGAGGAAUCUUUUACCCUGAAAUUUGGCUGUCGUCCAUACAAAUUCUUAUUGGAUCAUUUCUAUCUGUAUGAUUUCUCCAUAGGCAAGGUCACAGCCAGCAUCAAGUAUGCUCUGAUGCACCACUUUUAUGCCAAUCCGUUAUCCAUCUUUUUAACUUUGCUGUACCAUGAUAAAACGAGCAUGCAGAAAAUCACCAAGGAGUGGUACGAGAAAACGAUGCUUGGGGAACAUCACUUCAACCGUUUGCGUAUGUUGUCGUCUUUUCGUACUCACGUUGAAAAACUGGCUGGGGAAGAUCCAUCAUUGGCGUAUCGUUUACUGACGGACGAUCAAUAUCUUUUAACCGAAGCGAUUCCCAAUUUUCUCUGCAGCAUCUUGCGUUAUCAGCGCGAGUUUAAACUGGGUCUCGAAUUGCUUCACGUAUUACAAGCUCAGUUCCCAUCGUUUUCCGCAUUGCGGAAAUCGAAGCGGAUGCUACUUCUCGAGGCACUCGAAUCACCCGAGGGAUUGAAUGGUGAAAAAGGCGUCACCAAAUGGCUUGUGAAUCUUAUUCGAAAGCUGGAACCGGAAGCCCUGGGAGAUUUACUGGAUCAAUUACGGGAGUGGGUAGAGUCCGAUCCAGAAAACAUGCAACACCAUAAAGAAGAAAUUGCCUUUCUGGACGAUCUGGAUAACCGAUUAAAUCGGAUUAUGGAAGGUAGCGAAGCGUUUAUCCAGCGCAUGGAACGCAAAAGACGACGGUUGGAAGGCAUGGUACUCCCAGAUCUGGAAAAACGACGAUCCACACAGACCGCACAGCGUGUGCAGCAAGAAUCCAUUGAGCAUCUGAAGCAAAAAGGAGCAGAAUGGUCCAAAAUUGCCAUGGAUGUCGCCGAUUGGUGUAACCGCCUCUUCGCCACUUAUUUGCGAUCCUAUACUGAAUUACCGAUGCACGAGUUGGUGUAUUACAAUACUGUCAGAUUGCACGAAAAGUCUUUGGAAGCUCAACCACGUGCUACGAUUCAAACGGCAUUGAUGCAAUCCAAUCAUUAUCUUCAUUGUGAUUGUUGUGCAGAUGUGGAUCCUGACCAAAUCUGGCCUACGGAACAUGAUACCUGUAUUCUGUAUAAGCUCUACAACGAGUGUGGACGCAUGAUCAACCUCUACGAUUGGUUUGUCGCCUUCAGUUGUAUCAUUGAGCGCGAAAAACGAUCUGACAAACGCAAGUUGGAUGAAAAGGAGAUCCAUGCACGAUUUAUCCGUUCAGUGGCGGAGCUGCAAUUCUUGGGAUUUAUCAAACCCACUCAACGCAAAACGGAUCAUGUUAUACGACUGACAUGGUCGAAUAUGUGAGAUAUGACGACGUUUCUCACAGUCUAGUGUCGCUUGUUGAAAACACAUUGCUUGAUUUGGUAACAAACAUGAUACGAUACUAUUAUUUUUGUAUCUGACCCAGCGGGAUAACACCAUUUCUUUGGAAAAAAAAAAAAGUGGGCUUACAUAACUUGCGCAGAACAAGCAGUACCUUGGGAUUUGAAGCAAUAAAUCAUCUUCAGGAGCGGAAUAAUUUGAAGA